Molecule: messenger RNA, 7109 nt
Organism: Leptidea sinapis
Lineage: Eukaryota; Metazoa; Arthropoda; Insecta; Lepidoptera; Pieridae
Gene: ena
Product: protein enabled
Exons: 15
Coding region: 423-2465 (680 amino acids)
Molecular function (GO): SH3 domain binding
Source: RefSeq, a predicted model, not a curated record
CCGCGAGUAAUGCGCAUGCGCAUACGUGUAUCUACUUUUCAUUGAGUGAUCAAUGUUUUAUUAUGACAAUGAACAAUUGUGUGAGUGGAAUUUGAUUUGAUUGAGUGUUGCAUAACAUGAAAAUAACUUGUUAUUUUAAAUUGUUUACUUGAGGUUUUCCGUUUGAAACAGUUUGUAUAAAAGUUUCUGUUGCCGUCUAGAGUUCGGCGCGAAAGGACGUGUGUCGCGCUAUUCACGAACUUAUCGUAAUAGUCAAUUAUUGUAUAAUAACAGAACAUAUUAUCGAGUUUUGCGAUAUUUUCAUGUAGUUACAAGAAAUGUGAACACUGGGAACCCUGUUUGUAUAAAAUAUAAUAGAAUAUGAACUGUUGAACGGAAAAUUAUUGUGUGAAUUUAGUGAUGAUAAGUGAAAAGUGAAUAAAAUGCAACGAAGAAUCAAAAUGAAUGUAAACCCUGACCUAGGGGACUUGGAGGAGAUGUUGGCUCAUGUUCAGACGCAGAUUGAACAGGAAAUCGAUUUGGAAUUGGAGAGUAAAAUGCCCUCCCUAACGAAUGUACAGGAGUCACCGAAGAUGCAGCGAACCCAGUCGUUCAAUAAGGAUAGUUUUGAGUACCGGAGACCACAACUAUCCAGAGGAAACAGUGAGCUGGGCUAUAGACCUGAUAGGAUUGGUAUCCAAAAUGGGCAUGCUAACUCUCCAAGCCUAAAGUCAUUCGAAGAAUUAGGAUCUCAAGUUUCCUUGCAGUCAUUUCGUUCGGAGCCAGUUCAGAGACAUUCUGUCCUGAGUCUACCUGAUAAAAGAGAUGCAGCGUCUAUGAAUGGUAGAUCCAAAACUGCUACAUUGCCUCGUGGAUAUGGAUCUAGUAAGGAGAAGAAUUGGGAGGAGUAUUGGGCACAUGAGCAGUCAAUAAGCAGUGCUAGGGCUUCGGUCAUGGUGUACGAUGACGCGCUGAAGCGCUGGGUGCCUUCGGGUACCAGUUCUGGGUUGUCCAAGGUCCACAUCUACCAUCACACACAGCAUAACACUUUUAGGGUGGUUGGCAGGAAACUCAACGAUCAUGAGGUGGUAAUAAACUGCGGGAUCGUACGAGGGUUGAAGUAUAACCAGGCUACGGCGACUUUUCACCAAUGGCGAGAUGCAAGGCAUGUUUACGGCCUGAACUUCUCCUGCAGAGAAGAUGCUGACAGUUUUGCGAGAGCUAUGAUGCACACACUUGAGGUUCUUGCCAACAAAGCAACAAACAACACAGUGCCAGUGCCUCCACAGGCUCCCAACCCGCCUGUACCAUAUAAUGGUCACAACAACGGACAUAACACCCAUUAUGACGAGGACAUGGGAUACAGGACAAUGACCCGAGAAGACGCUGCCAUGCUCCAGCAGCCACAGUACCACGCCCCUCAUCAUCAACACCAGCAACCAAUCCCGCAACAACAUCACCAGCCAGGCACGCCGCAUCAUGCGCCCCCGAGCCAGUACCAUGCGCCGGUGCAUCAUCACACUAGCGUGCCCGUGGCCCCGGCGGCCCCCGCGGCCCCCGCACCCCCCCCGCACGGUGUACACACACUUCCUCAUGCAGCUCACGUGCCACCGCCGCACGGACAUCAUCGCACUAACAGUGCCCCGAUGCCCCCAAAUAUGUCUCUAUCAGCUGCAGCCGUGGGGACAAAUACUGUGAGUGCCCCACCGCCAGUGCCCCCUCAUCAGAACUUGCCAGCUCCAGCUAAUGGCCCUAUUGCACCCCCAACACCCCCGGCUGCUCCGCAACCACCCCCCAUGAUGCAGCCACAACCGGCCCCCGUCAUCCAGCCAGCGGCCCCCGCGCCCCCGCCACCUCCUCCCCCGCCGGGGGCAGUCGUGUCACCACCGCCGCCGCCUCCGCCCCCGCAGCCUGCCGAUCCCACGGGGCUCGCUGCCCAACUGCAACAAGCGAGGCUGAAGAGACAGGCUAAGCAAGCGUCGAACACAGAAGCGGCAUCGCCCCCUGGAGGAAACUCUGGCAGUGGGGGUAGUUCGGGCAGUGGCAGUGGAGCAGAACGUGCCAGUCUACACUGCAUGAUGCAUGAGAUGCAGAGGACACUGGCAAGGAGACGAGCCAACUUGGACCGAGCACCGGAGUCCUCAUCAGAAAACUCCAACAACGGCACUCCGAUGAAGACCUGGGAACGCUCUGCCACUCUACCGCACCGACUUCCAGCCAAUUGUAAUGGCAAUACUCCCCCGAGCGUUGAAUCACCACAACAGCAGCCGCCUCAGUCUCCCCGAUCAGUUCGCAAGAGGUUUGGGUCUGCGAGUGAAGAAACAAUACUCAAGCAGGUAAACGGAAAUGGCAGUGACGGAGGCUGCAUUACCGCUGGUGAAUGGGAGGCUUUCAAACUAGAGCUGAUGAAGGAAGUGAAGAGCCAAUUUGCGAUUAUGAAGAGAGAGAUCAUUGAUGCUAUGAAAACGGAAUUCUCCCGUAGAUAAAAACGGGGCUUACAAAUGGAAACCGAACUACGCGUUGCAAAGCAGCUAGACAGGCGAUUGAAUUUUAUUUAUUAUAGAGAUCGUUGAUUAUAAAAUUUAUGUUUAGUUAUACAUUAUUUAAUUUAUAUAAUUCAAGACAGAGUACGAAUGUUUAAAAUUUAGAUUUUUCGAUGCAACUCUUACAGUUAUAGUGUCGUGUAUAAUCUUUUAUAUUGAAACUUCGGACAAAAACCAAAUUAAUAAAUGUGUUUUUUAAAUAAAAAUACAAUAACUGGUACCUUUUUUCACCCGCGAAAUGCGUAAUAAAUGAAAGCUGUGGUGAGGUUUUGACAGUUUGAAUAUACUCUGUGGUUGAAUAUCAGUAUGUCACUGUUAGUAGUUGAUUCAUUUAUAUUUAUUAAUAUUUCAUUAAAUUUAUCUCGUAUUUAUUACUGAAAUUUGGCAUUAUAAAUCUUCUUUUUUGUUUUUUACAGUUUUUUUUAAGGAAUGCCGAGUAAAAUGCUCACUAAGCUACUACAUAUUGUCGUGUAGGCAUAUAUUAAAACGCUGUAUGUUCGGUAAUUGUGUUUUAAACGGGUGUUGCCUGCUUUAGUCACUCAUGAGCUGGCAACAUAAAUGUAUUGCCAUGUGAAAAAACGCAAAUUAUUGUGCAUGAAUGUUUAGCGCACGAAACUAUGCAUAUGAUUGUGUUUUUUUUAAAUUUUAUACUUAAAAUAUUUAUUCUAUAAUUAUUGACAUGUAGGUAUAGUGGUAAAUAUCGAGAAUUGCGUGUAUUUCUGCAAACCAACAAUAAUUAGAACUCGUUAUUAAAGUUGCCAACAUUACAAAAUAGUUCUGGUUAAAACUAGAAAUAUUAUGAAACUGUUAGAUUGUGUUAUACAAUAAUUAUUGUAGACUUUUAUAGUUUGACUUUAGGUUUACAAUCACGCGCAUAAAAAAAAUACCUAUCUAACAUUUUAGGAAAAACUAUGACAUCUCGCAAUUUAGUACUAAAUUACUAUAAUAUACAAUAAUUACUAUAAGCGGGCAUUGACGCUAUUUUGCGUUGCAAAAAAUGGCCUUUUUUUUUGUACGAAAAUAUAAAUUUUCGAUUAAUUCACAAUUAUUUGCAAUUAUUUGAAUUUUUUGAUGACUGUACACUUAUCUUUGAUUAAUUUACAAAAUUUGCGGUGUAGUCUAAGGACAGUUUUUUGUUUGAUUUCAAUAUGUAUAGUAUUGAGAAGACAGAAAAGAGCAGUAUUGUCGAUGUACUGUUCUCGCUCGCACUCACGAGCUAUAUGGGAAGUUACAGAUACCAGAGUUCAACCUGCUACUCUCUACAACUGUUAACCAUUUAAUAUCGAGGGAAAGGAGAACUGGUGGCUUGAAUAACAUUUUAAGGUUAGCAGUUUUAUUGCGUAAUAGGUUUUUUAAGUAAAAUCGCUAGAAGUUUCGUUUAAAAUAUUUAUUUUUUUGGAGUAAGUACACAUAUACACAAUAUAUACAUAAUAUAGCUAGUAGAAUAAAUGUAUAAUUAGGUAAUCAAUGUAAUACUUGAUUAUAAAAUGGUUUUUAAAACGUACAAUUGAGAAAGUUUCCCUGGGUAGAGAUAACGUCACUCUAUUUUUACUAUGGUUCGUGCAAAUAUUUGCUUUAUCCAUUCGCCAUCUACUAGCUCUGUUACUCUUGGUAUUCUUUACUCUAAACUCUUUUAGGAACAAGUCGAGAAAAGUCGAAAAAAACCGGUUAAAGUACAUUGACAACUUUACAUUCGGUUUUUUUCUACGUUUAUCUGAAAAUUUACGGUUUUAAUAACUGUCAAUUAUUAUUUUAUUAAUUAAUUAGUGAUAUAUAUUUAUUUAUAUUUUGCUUAACAACAGCGCAUGAAACAAGCGUACAUUUAUAUGAAUUAGAAACAAACAGCGACAGUAAGACAUUAUUGCAAUAUAAAUUAAUUGGUUUUGUAAAGUUAUUAUUACUUUAUCUUGAUAUUGUUUAACUUCAAUCAUGUAUAUCCGCCUCGAAGGUAAUUAUUAUAAUUCUUUAUCAGGUUUUUUUUUCUCGAAAUGAUUAAAGUAUGGUUACUUGCAAUAACCCUUGAAAAAUAUUUCACAUUGCCCUACAUACAUCACGUUCGAUUAAAUAUGAUUUAGUUGAAGCUAUAUGCACACACAAGGUUUGUUUGUUUUUUUUUUUUUUUUUUGCUUGUUUGUUUGUUUUUUUUUGUGACGUUGUGGCACCUGUCUGGGAGGUUAAACUUAAAAAUAACACCAACGGCGAAAUUUUUGAAAUGCUCACUUGAUUGGUGGGUGAUAUCAAUAAAUGCAAAGGCUUCAGUAGCACAGUAUCCAGGUUUUUUUUUGAUAUUUAAAAGUACAAAUUUCAAUAAUUAAAAUCACGUAUUACAUUGAUUGAAGACUGACAAAUCAUUCCAUUUGAAGGUCAAACUGGCCUUCGAACGGCUCGUACAAAUUUUGAACACCAUUUAAUUUUCACACAUUUUUGUAUCUGACACUUUACCUCUAUUGGGGCUAGUUUUAAUUUGUAUUGGUGCUUUUAAGCACUUUUGUAUCGGCUUAGUUUUGUAUUGCUGAAAUGCAAAAUAUUUAGUUUGCACUAAUACAAAUAUUAUUAAGGUUUACAAUAAAGUGCAAAGAUUCAUUGUAUUGAGUAAUGUUGACUGAAUAUGCAUUUAUUAUGUUUCUAACUGGAUUAAUAACACACACACAUAUAUAUACAUCUUUUACCACUGCUGUUGUUUCUUAUCUGUCUCUUAAUCUAAUCAUUUCCAGAUUCAUAGGGUUCUUUGAAAUCUUAAAAUAUUUAUAAUUCUCUCUCUAAUAUAAUUAAAAAAUUAAAUAUAAUUAAUAAAUCUCUCAUUCAAUAGAUUCAACAAUUAUAAUUUUAAAAAAAUUUAAUUUAAAAAAUACUUAUGCUAGUUGUCCAAAAUGAAAUUUAAAUUCAAAUAUUUUUAUUCAAAAUAGGAUAUGAUAUUAUCACUAAUUGAUUUGUCAAAAAAUAACAGCCAUUCGAUGCGUAUAUAUAUUUUGUGUUAUUAAGCCAAGGUAGUACAUUUCAGUUUCAUGUGUUUACUCAAAAAAAAUGGCUAAUUUACAUAAAAUCUUUGUAGAUCCCAAAAUCUUUUGUAUGUAAAUUGGUCAAACUGUGUAUUAAACGUCGAGAUAGACGGUGAUUAAUUAUUAGUGAUAUUUAUAUAGAUGUAGUUAAAUGUAUCGUUAUUGAAUAAGUGUUUUAAAUAAUAGAAACUAACCAAAUUCUUAGAUCGUUUCACUAACUAGUAAAGCUAUCGUCGAAACUUGUGGGAAACGUGGUUACCACGUCUAGAUAAUGUGUAGAGAACUGUUCAUUAUGAAAUUAUAGGACAUACUAACACACUAUACUUAUGGAAAUAUCGAUCCACGAGCUUUGAAGAUAGCUAUAGUAUAACAAUUAUUUUGCAUUGGUCUCAGUUAUGUCAAAGAUUGUAUUUAUUCAGUAUAAAAGUAUAUGUUAUGUUGUCUAAAAUUGUAUGUCAUUUAUACGCCUAAUUAUUACUUAGUGGCUGUCUUAUGGUCUAGACCUGUGUUUUGACACCUAUUUAGAUCCAAUUAUAUGAUAUUUGUAUCGCAUUUAUAAAUUUGUAUUGUAGCAAUUAUAUUUGUAUUGAUGCAAUUUGUUAGGAUGGAGAGCUAUUUAUAGUUUUGUGGAUUAGAUGUUUGUUAUAUUUAAACUGGGAUUAUGUUUUGUCCUAUGAUGUACUAAAAUUAGUAUUUAAUAUAUGUCUCUUUAAUCUAAAUAACCAACUAAUACUAUACAAUUUAGUAUGGCCAUCGCGAAUGCAGUAGUUAUAUCUCAACAUAGGUUGCAAGACUGCGAAAAUUAUAUACACUUCAUAUUAUGUUACACCUAUUGCAUCAUAGCGAAUAAUAAACGAACCAUAUUAUAAUUUUCUUAAUAAUUUAACUCCAAUACUGUUAUAUCAUACUAUUAAAAAAGGUUAUUACGUUAUCAUUUAGGUAACUUAAAAACACAAUUCAUUUUACAUCGGCAGUAUUAAAAAAUCAUCCAGGUAGGCACGACUUAAAGGAUUUUGAGAAAGAAAAAAAUUCUGUAGACGAACCGGAUGUUCGAGAUUUGGCGUAUUACGGCGUUGUCGAUAUAACUGAAUAUAAACGUAUUACAGAGAGAGAUUGUUACGCAGUAGGAAUUACAGUAUUUAAUGUUUUUAUCGUGUGUCUUUGAUUUGCACAUAAUCAUUAAUUAUAUCUAUGGUAAAUUAUCUAUCAAUUUAGUUUUUGCGAAAUAUUAAAUUAUGCAACGCUAAAUGUUCCACUAGGUUACCAAGAUUUUUUAUUUAAUAGUCAUUCGCUGUACAUAGUAUCUUAAAUUAUAUAUUUUUUUGUGAAUCAUUUAUUUCAUCACCUUCGCUUUUACGUAAAACGAGUAUUAUUAUCGACUUUUAUUAUAAUCGUUGAUAUUAAUGUAAUGAUUAAUCGAAACGGAUAAACGUAAGCGCCCAACACUGCCAAGAAGUUACUUAAUGUUUAAUGUCGAUUUAAAACGUUUUAAAUUCACUCAAUAUGUACUGAUUUCUACAAAGUGGCGUUGGAAAGGUAGCUUGUUGUAUGUGUACAUAUGCUGGAGUCAAUAAAUGAUUAAGUAAAA